Molecule: messenger RNA, 1127 nt
Organism: Episyrphus balteatus (marmalade hoverfly)
Lineage: Eukaryota; Metazoa; Arthropoda; Insecta; Diptera; Syrphidae
Exons: 5
Coding region: 296-1048 (250 amino acids)
Source: RefSeq, a predicted model, not a curated record
CGGAUUUUGUGAUUGUUUUUGGGGAAUCGUAGAAAAUGUUCGAUACGAAUGGAAUUCGUGAUAAGGCCAAACAUAAUUUUAACAAAAAAAAUUCUCUUUGAGUCAUUUAUAAUCGAUUGGUAUUUGUUUUUUUUUUUAUAAUCGGAAUCGGAUACAAAUAUCUAGCUUCCAAAAACAAUCCGAAUGCAAAGAAAUUAGUUGCCCAACGAGAAUCCACCAGCUUAAUAAUUACGUUUACAAAGAAUAUCUUUAUAAACCUUUCACCAAAUUCUUAAAAUCACUUUGUUGAUCGGUCAUGGAGGGCGAGGAAAAAAAAAUGAAGAAACAUUGGAGCAAAGAGGAGACAAUGGCAUUUUUAGAAUUUUACAAAAUUCGAGAAUCUGAAUUUCAGCAUAGCAGGAAAAAGAAAUUUGCCUACGCAAAUGUCCUGGAAGAUAUGAUAUCUGGCGGAUAUAUUGAUUCAAACACAAAACCAGUUCAUCUUGAAAUAAAAAUGGCGGCACUUUUGAGAGCUUACAAAGCCUCGAGAGACAGGUCGAAACGAACUGCCGCAGCUCCUUGUGUCGCACCAUUUUUAAAACAAAUGGAAGAGAUUUUCGGAUCAAGAUCAAAGAAUCUCAAUAACCAAACAAUAUCAUGUGGAGCCAUUGAUAUGGAAAUAGAAAUGGAAUUAAAUAAGGAAAAAGAACAUUUUGAUUCAAUAGACUUUAGUACUUAUUCUAUGUCGCAGCCCGAAUUUGGAGAUGAAACCCACCCACGAAUAAAAUGUGAACCUUCACAUGAAGAUCACUUACAUUUUGUAUCACCGGAAAAUAUAACUUCUUCACUACCUGCUUCUAAUACGCCGCCAUCAAGCAUACCUUCUUUAAAAUUAAAUCAAAAUGAUUAUUAUGAGAAGCGACUGCGACAUCUAAAUCGAUCAGACAAAGAAAGAUCAAAACGAUGGGAGCAGUACCUAAAAAUACAGGCAGAAAAAGCGGAGCGGCAUCGAGAGAAAAUGAACAAACUGGAUAGCAUUAUCAAUCUUCUACUGAAACGUCGAUUUUGACCUAAAAUAAUUUUAUUUAGUGUUAAGAGCACUUAACAAGGGGGUUUAUUAUUUGAAAAUGUUUGAAUGGCAAUAAUAA